GGGAUGAUGCAUCAUCAGAGCAGAUAUCUCGCUUAGGCCCUGCAUAACUAGCCCUAUGUACGGAGUACAUGUAGUCGAUUUAGAGAGAUUUAGAGACCAUCCGACCUAGCAGACCUGACCUGUAGGCGUCGUACCCGGGCCGGCAAUGGUGGGGCCGUUCUUCAGCCUCUCGGCAACAUGGCUGCCGCUGCCGCCGUCGCCGUGGCAGCCAUCAGUGGAAACAGCGCUGUUCUGGGGGCUGAGACAACAGGCGGGGUCAAUCAAUUGUCACCAUGAAUCCUGUCCAGCUGAAGCUGUCUCCUCUCCUCCCACUGCCCAGCCCACAUUAGGUAAUCCAGCGGGAGGAGCGCAUGGAUCGUGUCCUAACAACGGAGAGCUGGAGAUGCCCCGUCCCUGUCCUUGUCCAUACCCAUGUUCCCUGACACUGGAAAUCUCAGCCGGAGUCGUUUUCCUCCCCCCGACUGGGAAUCCAUCCCUGCAACCAAGCCGCAAGGCCCCCUCCCCCCUUUAUUUGAGCUGGACGACGGGGCAGGCAAGCGGGCCAACAUGGUCUGUUGUACUAUGUACGUAGUAAUAGUGUGGGCUACGUGCGGGAAAGUAAACAUGGGCAGCGUGAGUAAUUAACCUCACGGGGCCUAUGUUCCUUGUCUGUUGUCCUCCACAACUUUUCUUUGUUCAACCAUUUCGUCGUCGCCGUCACCGCGGUCGCAGUUGCAUUCGCAGUCGCAGUCAUACCUCCGUCGUCUCCUCCUCUUCCUCCUCCCAGAUUGCGCAGUAUUCUUCUCUCCGCCGCCCCC
This is a messenger RNA of Colletotrichum navitas, 797 nucleotides long. RefSeq lists its product as uncharacterized. Bases 146 to 571 code for a protein of 141 amino acids. The transcript has a single exon. NCBI's taxonomy places the organism in Eukaryota, Fungi, Ascomycota, Sordariomycetes, Glomerellales, Glomerellaceae. The record is from RefSeq and is a predicted model, not a curated record.